Molecule: messenger RNA, 862 nt
Organism: Coregonus clupeaformis (lake whitefish)
Lineage: Eukaryota; Metazoa; Chordata; Actinopteri; Salmoniformes; Salmonidae
Product: NACHT, LRR and PYD domains-containing protein 1 homolog
Exons: 6
Coding region: 17-829 (270 amino acids)
Biological process (GO): regulation of apoptotic process
Source: RefSeq, a predicted model, not a curated record
UUCCCUGAGGAAUGAGAUGAAGAUUUUUCAUGUAGAGGAACAUGGAGUGUCUGUUGAGGAAGUGCAUGAGGUCACCAGAUUCCAUGCUAAGAUUCUCCAUCCCAAGUUCUCAGUUAUCUCUGUUAUACUGAGCUAUAUCUUUUCGCGGAACAUAGAUGUCCACUGUGAGCUGAUGCUCUAUCUGACAGUGAAAAAGCAAACACUAAUUCCACGCCUAUACCUGUUCCCCAGAAACCCCAGCCAAAUACAGGCUGUGGAACAACAGGAAAAGUCUGAAGGGUCUUCAAGGGUUCUCAUCUCAAGACCAGAGCAGGCCUUCAAACUGAAUAGUUACUUCAGACUGAACAUUCCCUGUUCUACCUACAUCAAUCCACCGAAGAUUCAUCUCAUACAUAGAGACUCCACACCAAGCUUUUUCAGGGCGGUUGUGAAAAUGACAGGGGUUGACAUUGAGAUGGAAUUAUUCGGUGAUGAUGAGAGGAUUGCAUGGAAAGAAGUGGUAUCACAAGAUGAAUACAUCACUGCCACCCAUUCAACAACAUUAACAGUCCCUGACAUUCCUGCUGAGGAGUUUCUGAAGAAACACUGGGCUAAACUAAUUCAGCGAACCAAAAACUCAAUGCCAAUAGCAGAUGAUCUGUGGUCAAAGAACAUGAUUGGUGAAGAAGAGCACUCCAGAAUAACAGCUGAAACAACUGAACAGGACCGAAUGAGAAAACUACUGAAAGCAGUCAUCCCCAAAGGACCAGAAGUGACGGGAGCUUGUCUCAAAGCUCUCGUUGAACAUGAAAACCAUCUUGUUAAGGACUUGAGUGAAUCUAGAACCUAAUCUGAAGACGCUGAGGCCUGUCUCCUAGUCUGU